Staurois parvus is the source of this 349-nucleotide messenger RNA. The record is from the annotation of a GenBank genome assembly. Lineage: Eukaryota; Metazoa; Chordata; Amphibia; Anura; Ranidae.
UCAUGCUGCUGCCAGGUCCAGAGUCUCUCAUGGGUCCCUGUACGGCCUCCCAUUGCUGCUGUCUCCAUCGCCACACUCUGCCAUGUGCCACUUUCAGGUCUCCUCACACACUGCUGGUGUGUAGAAUUUUUUGACAUAGGGUGCUGGCAGAUUACGGGCCUCCCAUGCUGCUGCCAGGCCCCUAAUCUGCCAUGGGCCCCUAUACCGCCUCCUCAUGCUGCUGCCAGGUCCAGAGUCUGUCAUGGGUCCCUGUACGGCCUCCCAUUGCUGCUGUCUCCAUCGCCACACUCUCUGCCAUGUGCCACUUUCAGGUCUCCUCACACACUGCUGGUGUGUUGAAUUUUUUGAC